Molecule: messenger RNA, 4766 nt
Organism: Teleopsis dalmanni
Lineage: Eukaryota; Metazoa; Arthropoda; Insecta; Diptera; Diopsidae
Gene: Usp47
Product: ubiquitin carboxyl-terminal hydrolase 47
Exons: 10
Coding region: 145-4743 (1532 amino acids)
Biological process (GO): protein deubiquitination
Cellular component (GO): cytosol; nucleus
Molecular function (GO): cysteine-type deubiquitinase activity; cysteine-type endopeptidase activity
Source: RefSeq, a predicted model, not a curated record
GACGUUUACGCAGAGUUCGAAAUAAACUUGUUGUUGUUGGUCACGAAAAUUUACGGAAAAAUUACUUGGAAAAAUAGAAAGAAAAAUUUGUAUCGAAUUUAAAGAAAUUUUUAUUUUUGGUUUUAUAGCGCUAAGCAUACGAUAAUGGAUUUUCCCUACACAUUCAACAUGAUCGAAAAGGGAGAUGUUACAACACAAUGUGCUGUAUAUGAUAAAACGCCGAAUUCGGAACAACAAAGAAUUAACAUUAUUGUCCGUCCUACAAAUACUGUGGCGAAAGUAAUCAGUGACAUUAAAACUCAAUACAGAUAUGAAACAUUUGAUCUGCUUCUACAACCUGAAACUAAAGACUUGGUAUAUUUGAAUGAUCAUCUAAGUUCUUUAAUUUACAAUGUACCGGGAUUUGAGAAGACGACAAAAAAUAUAUUAAUACUUCUGCCAACUGGUGAAUGGGAUGGUAAUAGAAAAAAACGCUACGAUCUUACUUUAACGUCCCUGCCAUCAAUUUCCGAUUUUUAUCCAAUAAACAGCAGUCCUGAAGGCAAUAUGGCAAAGAUCGUCAAAAGGAACAGUAUCACAACCCACAACAAUAAUAACAAUAAUAAUUUUAAUGGGCUAAAUGACACCUUUUCGCCUCAUUCUGUAAUGAGCGCAAAUAUGACACAUAACUCAAGAAGUGAUUCGUUAAAUGUUAGUCCUAUGUCCGAGCCAGAUCAGGAUCAACUCUUGUAUGAUGAUUUAGUUCUAGGUGCUUCUGCAAGUCCCAUAGAAAGAGGACCUUUAAAUAGCAGCGAAUUAGUUUUACCACACACUUCUACAAGUACUUCAAAUAUAAAUACUUGUAGUGCAGUUGGAGAAAAGUGGUUUGAAAGGGGCAAUAUGUCAUGUGCACAAAAUAAGUUAAAUUCACUUAAUCUCAGUCCUAUGUCUGAAUCAGACCAAGAUCAGAUGUCGGAUGAUGACUUAGCCUUAGGUGCCUCCGCGAGUCCGACAGAGAGUGAACCAAUGAAUAGUUUAGGUUUAGCACUGGCACAUACAUCUCCUAGUAGUUCACAUGCAAUAUCUUUCGAUGUGGACUACAUGGCAACAUCAAAUAUGGACUCUGCAGAAAAAAAUGUGAGUUCUUUCUUGGAAAGGAAAUAUCCACUAUCAGCUGUAAAUUCAACGGCUACUAUUACUGGCAUAUCAUUUGUUGGUUUAGUAAAUCAAGCUAUGACCUGCUACUUGAACAGUUUGUUACAGGCUUUAUAUAUGACGCCUGAGUUUCGUAACGCUUUAUACCGUUGGGAAUUCGAUAAUGACAACGAAGCCAAAAACAUACCGUAUCAAUUACAAAAAUUGUUUUUAAAUCUUCAGACUUCUAAAAAACCAGCGGUUGAAACAACAGAUUUAACACGUAGUUUCGGUUGGGAUUCAACUGAAGCUUGGCAGCAGCACGAUAUACAGGAGUUGUGCCGUGUAAUGUUUGAUGCGUUGGAACACAAGUUUAAAAACACAAAACAAGCCAACUUGAUAUCUAAUCUAUAUGAAGGCAAAAUGAUUGAUUAUGUGAAGUGUCUAGAAUGUAACACAGAGAAGACACGUGCCGAUACAUUUCUGGAUAUACCACUGCCAGUUAGACCAUUUGGUAGCAAUGUGGCAUAUGGUAGCAUAGAGGAAGCAUUACGUGCUUUUGUACAACCAGAAAUUUUAGAUGGAAACAAUCAAUAUUUCUGUGAAAAAUGUAACAAAAAAUGUGAUGCACAUAAAGGGCUGAAAUUCAAGAAUUUCCCUUAUGUUCUUACACUGCAUUUGAAGCGUUUUGAUUUUGACUACCAGACUAUGCACCGUAUAAAGCUAAAUGAUAAGGUCACGUUUCCACAGAGCUUAAAUCUGAAUAGUUUUGUGAAUGUAAAAGAAGAUCACGCAUUCGUCAGUACGCACAGUAAUGUUGCCUCAAACUUGGCUCUUGCCACAGCUAAUGGUUAUAUCAUUAAUGGAGUAAAUGCCACAGAUGAUUGUAGCACAACUGAUAGUGGCUCAGCGAUGGAAGAAGACAAUUGUAGCAGUGGUAUAGCAACAACUGCCUGCUCAAGUCAACAUGAGAAUGAUAUGAAUGAUGAUGAUGAAGGCAUUGAUAUGAGCACUAGUACAGGCGUGAAUGCGGAACAUCGCAGUCGACAUGAAUCCGGUCCAUAUUUGUAUGAAUUGUUUGCUAUAAUGAUACAUUCGGGUAGUGCAUCUGGUGGACAUUAUUAUGCUUACAUAAAAGAAUUUGAAAAUAAUGACUGGUACAGUUUCAAUGACCAAACUGUGUCAGCGAUAACGGAAGAGGAUAUACAAAAAUCAUUUGGUGGUUCUGCUACAAAAUCGUAUUACUCCAGCAUUUACAGCUCAAGUACAAAUGCAUAUAUGUUAAUGUAUAGACAAAUGGAUCGUAAUCGAAACGAAUCUGCUAUGAAAGUACAAGAUUUUCCUGAACACAUCAAUCAAUUGCUUAAAAAAUUACAAAUGGAAGAAGAGUCGAAUACCAGCAUACGACGCAUAGGGCGCCACAAUGCAAUGCCCGAUUUAGCUUUACCAGAGCAUAUAAAGCCUCGAGUUUAUUUCUACAAUCCAAAUCAAAAGAAACUAAAAGUGACUCGUGUGUCAGCUUCUCGUAGUUUCGAUUUAAGUGCUUUGUUAGAAAAUGCUUACAAAAUGUUAAAUGUUGACGAAUUUGCCCCACUUUCACAUUGUCGUUUAGUUGGUUACGACCAGUCAUCAGAGGAAAUACUGCAAUCUUUCGAAAACGUAGAAGAUAAAUCGUUAACUGAUAUCCGCGCUGCUCAUGAGGGCACCUAUGACUUUCUGUUGGAAUAUCGUGCGGACGACCAAGAACUAGAAGUCUAUGAACCCACUGGGAAUACUUGGUACGUGUAUGUAACAAAUAGCACAUUUAAAGAAAUGGACGGACCAUAUUUUGUGCACUCACCAGCACAUGAAAAUAAUGCCAGAUUACGUCGUUCUAUUGCGAAACGAUUCAAUUUGAAUGAAAAUUCGUUGAUUGUUGCAACACUUGUAGGCAAAAAGGCAUUUGUAAUAUAUGAUUCAAAUCCUACUAAAGAAGCACAAGAAUACUUGCAAUCGGUAGCUAAAUCGCAAUUUAGACAUAUUAUAUACUUCUAUCUUAAUAUACCGAGCACAGAUCCAAAAAGUCUAGAAAUACUUGGAAUACCUUCUGUUGAAUCACAGACCCCCACAAUUGAGGUAUCUUCUGAUGUAGUUGACGCUGUUCCUAUGAAUGCUGCUACAUAUGUGGGUGCUAUGGGUGAUAAUCUAUAUAAUUUAGGAACUAAUGAUUACUUACGUCGAGAACCGGCACUACCACCACAAACUCUUACUGGUUUAACUGGUCAAGAAUCAAAUUCAGAAGAUAGCAGCUUAAGUGAUGGAGACCGCACUUUAGUGGAAUCCAUACAAAAUCGAUGUGGCGGUGAUAGUCAGAUAUCGAGUUGCAGUCAUUCACCGCAAUUAUCGAGUCCAGAAGAUGAGAUGAAUAGUGAAUCAAUGAAACGUGUGGCAGCUUAUUUCAGUAAAUUUUUGCCACCUCAAUCAGAAAUGGACACUAGUUCCAGUUAUAACACACCGUCAUUUUUUUCUGCUAUUAAAAUUGAUUCGCCUGAUGCUGUUAGUAGUAACUAUCCUCAUUGUGAUGCCGACUCAUCAGAGGAUUUGUCACGGAAACCGACACAAGCAUAUAAAAUUUUAGCAAAUUCGCAUAUGAAAAUCAGUGUUUUUAAAAAGUAUAUAGAAAAUUUAAUAAGGGUACCAAUCAAUUAUUUUAGAUUUCAACGAAAACAUGAUUCUUCGGAUGCGUUUAAUACAGCACACUCUCUACUCGUAUUGAAUGAAGCUGAAACAGUUUAUAUAGAAUUAGGCAAAACGCUCGAAGCAGAUGAACAAAAAGCGAAAAUCUCGUUUAUGCGUCUAUCAGAGCUAAACAACGAAACCGUCAAAUUGCCUUGCGUAUGCGAAUGGGUCUACAAUACAACAACGACUGUAACAGAAGCUAAGAAGGAACUUAUAUCAAAAUUGCAUCGCAUCGAUGAUAAAUAUCUUUCCCUAAAUAUGGACAAUUGUCGUUUGUGGCUUAAAGGUGGUCGAAAUCCCGUAAAGAUUUUAGAGGAUACUGAACCAUUAGUUGGUGACCUGCGAUCUAAAAUUGAAUCAGAAUUUCUUGUGCAAGAAUGUGAAAAUGGCAUUAGCCCACAACCGCAUGAAGUUAGUUUAACGCUAUUCGUAAGAAGAUGGUAUCCAGCUAAAAUGGAGUUGGGAAAAUUCGAAGAAAUAACGUUAAAUAAGGAUGACGAGUUGAGGGAAACAUUAUCUAAAUUAUCUGGUAUCGAAACUGAUCACAUUUCAUAUUGUAAAGUGAACAGUUCCUUCCCAUGUACAAAUAUAUCACUAGUGAGUAUUAAUACUAAUAUGAGCUGGACAUCAAUACCGGUGACAAUAGAUAAAUAUCCACUUUCUGCAACGGUUAGUGGUAAUAUUUACUUCUACAAAGAUGCAAUGGAAGAAACAAAAGAACUGUCGUCAGAGGAGCGAUUUGAAUUAUGCGCCAAAGAAAAACAUCGCCUUGAUCGUAUGGGUUGUAUCUCAUCUACAACAUCAUCGUACUCACCCCGCCGUGAACGUGCAUUAAAAAUUUAUCUCGAUUCUCCAAAAACAACAACAACUUCAUCGACAAAUACAACGACAACGGACAGACUUGACUAUUAAAGCUUAAAGUAAAAAAAAAAAAA